AGCCGCGGCGGCGCCCCCGGGCAUCGCCCCGGCCGGGCCCGGCACGUCGGGGCGGAGGCGCGACCCUCUCGCGGCGACGGCAGCGCCGAGCGGAGCCGAGGCACAGCCCCGCCACAGCCCCGCCGGCCCGACCCACCGCCCUAUAAAAACCGCCUCCAGAAAAGAGGAGAAACUCCGAGGGAGGAGAACACCUCGGCGCGGUGCUGCUCGCUGAGGUACCGGCAUGACAUCCGUCCUGGGCAGCGGCAGGGCGUCGGGAGGACCGAGCGGGCAGCUGAGAUGCAAGUCCAAGAGAAGGAGGAGGAGGAGAUCAAAGAGGAAAGAAAAACUAAGCAUACUGUCAACCUUCAUAGCACCCUUCAAGUACCUGAGUCCUGGCCCAACCACCAUGGAGGAUGAAGACAAUUUGAGUACCAGCAGUGCAGAAGUAAAGGAAAAUCGAAACAUUGGCAACCUGGAGGAUCAUCCAGUAGCCUCUACUGAGAGGGCAAGAGGGGGAACACCUAGCAGUAAGAGAAAAAGACCCUUAGAGGAAGGCAAUAAUGGCCAUUUCUGCAAACUCCAGCUCAUCUGGAAGAAAGUUUCAUGGUCAGUGACGCCAAAGAAUGCUCUGGUUCAGCUACACGAACUUAAACCAGGAUUACAAUAUAAAAUGGUUUCCCAGACUGGUCCAGUGCAUGCUCCCGUCUUUGCUGUUGCUGUGGAAGUAAAUGGACUUACCUUUGAAGGCACGGGGCCCACAAAAAAGAAAGCCAAAAUGCGUGCUGCGGAGCUAGCCCUGAAGUCAUUCGUUCAGUUCCCCAACGCCUGCCAAGCCCACUUCGCCAUGGGAAACUGCAUCAACCCAUCCACGGACUUUACUUCUGAUCAGGCAGAUUUUCCAGACACUCUGUUCAAGGAGUUUGAACCAUCUACACACAGUGAGGACUUCUCAGUCUACAACCCCGUUAACAACGAGUUGCUCUCCACCGCUUACCGACAUGGGCGCUUGCUCUGCCACACGCUGGACUUAAUGGGCCACGGGAAGCAGAGCAAGCACAGGGUGGCAUCCAAAGCCGAGAGUGAGAAGAAUCCUGUGGUGCUGCUGAAUGAGCUGCGGUCGGGCCUACGGUAUGUCUGCCUGUCAGAGACGGUGGAGAAGCAGCACAUCAAGAGCUUUGUGAUGGCCGUGCGAGUGGACGGGAGAACGUUUGAGGGCUCAGGACGUAGCAAGAAGCUGGCCAAGGGUCAAGCAGCACAGGCAGCCCUGCAGGCCCUCUUUAACAUUCGGCUGCCCAGCCACAUUCCCAGCAGGAGUAAAUGUCACCAUUUGCCACAGGAUUUUGCUGACUCCGUAUACCAAAUGGUUGCACAGAAGUUCCAGGAACUGACAGACAAUUUCACUUCCAUGCAUGCACGCCACAAAACUCUUGCAGGCAUUGUGAUGACCAAAGGUUUGGACAUCAGGCAAGCUCAGGUUAUUGUGCUGUCAUCGGGUACCAAAUGUAUAAAUGGGGAAUACAUUAACGACCAAGGGCUUGCGGUCAAUGACUGCCAUGCAGAAAUUUUGGCAAGAAGGGCAUUUGUUCACUUCCUCUACUCACAGCUGGAGCUGCACUUAAGCAAACGGCGAGAAGACUGGGAGCGAUCAAUCUUCGUGCGAUUAAAAGAAGGAGGCUACAGGCUGCGGGAGAACAUCCUGUUCCAUCUGUACGUGAGCACUUCACCCUGCGGAGAUGCGCGCCUCAACUCCCCCUACGAAAUCACAACCGACUUGAACAGCAGCAAGCACAUAGUGAGAAAAUACCGUGGGCACCUCCGAACAAAGAUCGAGUCUGGGGAAGGAACCAUACCUGUGCGGUGUCACAACGCAGCUCAGACGUGGGACGGGGUGUUGCUGGGAGAGCAGCUCAUCACCAUGUCCUGUACAGACAAAAUCGCCAGAUGGAACAUCCUUGGGCUCCAAGGUGCUCUCCUCAGCUCCUUCAUCGAACCCAUGUACUUGCACAGCAUCAUUGUGGGAAGCCUCUAUCACACUGGUCACCUUUCCCGGGUAAUGAGCCAUAGGAUAGAAGACAUUGGUCAGCUGCCAGCUUCGUACCGGCGCAAUCAGCUGCUUCUCAGUGGGAUUAGCCAUGCUGACGCCCGGCAGCCCGGAAAAUCUCCCAGCUUCAGCGUGAACUGGAUUGUGGGGAACACCGACCUGGAGGUUAUCAAUGCCACGACAGGGAAGAGGACCUGUGGGAGUCCCUCACGGCUCUGCAAGCACAUGUUCUUCACUCGCUGGGCAAAGCUUCAUGGCAAGCUGAGCACACGAGUACUAAGCCAUGGAGACAUGCCAUCAGUGUACAGCGAGGCAAAGCUGGUGGCUCAGACGUACCAGUCUGUUAAGCAGCAGCUGUUUAAAGCAUUUCAGAAAGCCGGUCUGGGCACCUGGGUGAAGAAACCCCCAGAGCAAGAUCAGUUCCUACUAACUGUGUAAACCACUCGGCAUCUUUGCUACACGACUGAAUCAAAUCAGCUGGAGAGAAGGCGAGGCAGGACGCAUGAGCAGAGAGAAUUGAAGCAGUCUGAGAUUUAAUAGCAACCUCCAUUGGAAUAUUUGCUUUUAAUUCUGUAUUGGAAAUACAUAAGUAGAAAGGUGUCUGAUGCACUGAACUCAACCUUAGAAAACUGAUUUUUCAUGAUCCCUUCCCAAGAACGUACCUGCCCAAAUUACAAUGCCAUCCCCACCAAGAUUCCGCUUUUCAUUGUUUAUUGGUUAUUACUGAUUUGAGGUGUUAGUGGAUCUGAUCAAAAACAGAGUUUGUUUUCCCUCACACAAUCAGUGCAAGAGUCAUCAGUGAAUAAUGGAAAAUAAUGAGCAGAGAUGGAAGUACCCCGGGCACACAGCAUGGCAGCAGCUCUCAGAGCACCCAAUAAUCAUUCACAAUAAAAGGUGUUUAACCUCUAUGCAAAAAUCUUUCUGUUAGCUGCCUAAAUCUGUGAUAAAGAAUUUGGACCUCAAAGAUAAUGAGCACUUUUAAAUUCCAUUUUCCACUGCUGGCUCUGAGCACAAAGCCAGGCGUCAGGAUGCCCUUGGUUUUUACACAUAUUCCCUCUGACGCCUUGGACAACCACUUCCCACCAAAUCUUCAACUCUGGUCACAAGCCUCUGCAUGCUGCAAAUUUUACUUUUCCAGGCUCAGUUCAUCACACAUGCCCUUUAGACACCAGCCAGGAUGCAGAUCCUUGUCAAGAGGGCAAUUCAACCCUGCGCUGCCUGAA
Pipra filicauda (Wire-tailed manakin) is the source of this 3246-nucleotide messenger RNA. It is a transcript of the gene ADARB2, whose product is annotated as adenosine deaminase RNA specific B2 (inactive). The record is from RefSeq and is a predicted model, not a curated record. Bases 224 to 2461 code for a protein of 745 amino acids. Gene Ontology annotation, molecular function: tRNA-specific adenosine deaminase activity; double-stranded RNA adenosine deaminase activity; double-stranded RNA binding. Gene Ontology annotation, cellular component: nucleolus; cytoplasm. The transcript is spliced from 10 exons. Lineage: Eukaryota; Metazoa; Chordata; Aves; Passeriformes; Pipridae. Gene Ontology annotation, biological process: RNA processing; adenosine to inosine editing.